Molecule: messenger RNA, 535 nt
Organism: Triticum aestivum (bread wheat)
Lineage: Eukaryota; Viridiplantae; Streptophyta; Magnoliopsida; Poales; Poaceae
Product: norbelladine synthase
Exons: 2
Coding region: 27-500 (157 amino acids)
Biological process (GO): defense response; abscisic acid-activated signaling pathway
Cellular component (GO): nucleus; cytoplasm
Molecular function (GO): signaling receptor activity; abscisic acid binding; protein phosphatase inhibitor activity
Source: RefSeq, a predicted model, not a curated record
CAUUCCACCCAGAGCUCAUAGAAGCAAUGAAAGGUAGCCUUUGCCAUGACUUCGAGACAGGCCUCCCCGCGGCGGAGGUAUGGGAGAUGUAUCGAGGUCUCCGUAUUAGCCAGGUAGUUCCUCAAUUGCUUCCCGAUAUCUUCAAAAAGGCCGAGCUUGUUGAAGGAGAUGGCGGUGUCGGGACAGUUUUGCAUCUCACCUUUUCUCAUGGGGUUGCUCCAUUAGAAUAUCAAAAGGAAAAGUUCAUCAAGAUUGACCAUGAAAACUAUGUCAAGGAGGCCAUAAUAGUAGAAGGAGGCCUUCUAGAUCAUGGAUUUCUGAAAUAUUUGAUGAGAAUUGAGAUUAUAGGGCAAAGCGAUAAAACAUCUACAAUAAGGUCAACCAUCGAAUAUGAAGUUGAUGACGAAAAGACAGGCAACACAUCCUUUGUCAGCACCAGUGCACUAGCUUGCCUGGCUGAGGCAAUCACAGAGUAUAUCAAGGCACAGAAAAGCGCCUGAGCAAGCUCGUGAAGAAACAGCAUAAGAAGAAAGCA